CGGUGAGAGGAGAAGAAAAAAAAACAAUGUGCGACCUGAUGCCAGCCUCCCAACCCGCGGAGAAAAUCGGCAAAAUGAAAAAGUUAAGAAGAACUUUGUCCGAGAGUUUCAGGAGUAUUGCUUUCAAGAAAGAGGACAGCGGCUUUGAUGAGAUAUGUGUCACAAAGAUGUCCACACGCAGCUGCCAGGGAACGGACUCGGUCAUCAAGCCCCUGGACACCAUCCCUGAGGACAAAAAGGUGAGAGUUCAACGCACGCAGAGUGGCUUCGACCCGUUUGAGAAGCCCGCCAGCCAGGUGAAGAGGGUCCACUCCGAGAACAAUGCCUGCAUCAACGCCAAGAGCUCGUCCGCCGGCAAGGAGUCACCCAAACUGCGCCGACACUCCAGCCCAAGUUCUCCUACAAGCCCCAAGUUUGGAAAGGCUGAUUCCUAUGAAAAGCUGGAGAAACUGGGAGAGGGUUCAUAUGCCACAGUUUACAAAGGCAAAAGCAAGGUGAAUGGGAAACUGGUCGCUCUGAAGGUGAUUCGCUUACAGGAGGAAGAAGGAACACCUUUCACAGCUAUAAGAGAAGCAUCUCUCCUGAAAGGCCUGAAGCACUCCAACAUCGUGCUCCUGCAUGACAUCAUCCACACCAAGGAAACCCUGACUCUGGUCUUUGAAUAUGUGCAUACAGACCUCUGUCAGUACAUGGACAAACAUCCUGGGGGUCUCCAUCCAGACAAUGUGAAGCUGUUCCUGUUCCAGUUACUGAGAGGUCUGUCCUACAUCCACCAGAGGUACAUCCUUCACCGUGACCUGAAGCCCCAAAACCUGCUCAUCAGUGACACUGGAGAGCUGAAACUGGCUGAUUUUGGUCUGGCCAGGGCCAAGUCGGUCCCCAGCCAUACCUACUCCAACGAGGUGGUGACCCUGUGGUACCGGCCUCCAGAUGUCCUGCUGGGAUCUACAGACUAUUCCACCUGCCUGGACAUGUGGGGGGUGGGCUGCAUUUUCAUUGAGAUGAUCCAAGGAGUGGCUGCCUUUCCUGGGAUGAAGGACAUCCAGGACCAGCUGGAGAGGAUAUUUCUGGUCAUCGGCACCCCAUCUGAGGAUUCCUGGCCUGGCGUUAACUCAUUGCCUCACUUCAAACCAGAUCGCUUUACAGUGUACAGCGCUAAGAAGCUGAGACAAGCGUGGAAUAAGUUGGGCUACGUGGACCACGCUGAGGAGUUGGCCUCCAGGUUCCUCCAGUGCUUCCCAAAGAGCCGGCUGUCAGCUCAGGCAGCGCUGAACCAUGAAUACUUCAGCAACCUUCCUCCACGGCUCUGGGAGCUGCAGGACAUGUCUUCUAUCUUCACCGUACCAAACGUCAAGCUGCAGACAGAGAGCGGGGACAGCAUACAGGUGUGUGCACGAAGGAACAGUCAUGGGAAGGCGUCCUCUGGCAGCAAACACUGA
Scomber japonicus (chub mackerel) is the source of this 1439-nucleotide messenger RNA. It is a transcript of the gene cdk14, whose product is annotated as cyclin-dependent kinase 14. The coding region runs from base 27 to 1439 and encodes 470 amino acids. The record is from RefSeq and is a predicted model, not a curated record. Gene Ontology annotation, biological process: protein phosphorylation. Gene Ontology annotation, molecular function: cyclin binding; ATP binding; cyclin-dependent protein serine/threonine kinase activity. Lineage: Eukaryota; Metazoa; Chordata; Actinopteri; Scombriformes; Scombridae. Gene Ontology annotation, cellular component: cytosol; nucleus; cytoplasm. The transcript has 14 exons.